UAUUCAAGUUCAUGUGUCUACAAUUAAAUUGCAAAAUUUAAAUGAUACUGAAUGUGAACCCUCUGCAAAACACAAAAGAUCUGAAGAAUCGUAUGAAUAUGUUGAAGACCUACCAGAAGUGAAAAAUGUUGACUCUACUGUUGAUUGUGAACCUGAGAUAACUGAAAAUAACCUAGCCAAAAAUAAUAAACCACGAAAAAACCUCACUCGCAAUCGAAAAAAGGGUAAAGAACGUCCGAUUAGAACUACACGAAAUCAUCAAACCUCGCAACAUUUAGAUCAAGAAACCGUUGAUUCUGAUAAAGAAUAA
This is a messenger RNA of Racocetra fulgida, 310 nucleotides long. The record is from the annotation of a GenBank genome assembly. NCBI's taxonomy places the organism in Eukaryota, Fungi, Glomeromycota, Glomeromycetes, Diversisporales, Gigasporaceae.